Molecule: messenger RNA, 1468 nt
Organism: Oryzias melastigma (Indian medaka)
Lineage: Eukaryota; Metazoa; Chordata; Actinopteri; Beloniformes; Adrianichthyidae
Gene: rrp36
Product: ribosomal RNA processing 36
Exons: 8
Coding region: 141-1136 (331 amino acids)
Biological process (GO): maturation of SSU-rRNA from tricistronic rRNA transcript (SSU-rRNA, 5.8S rRNA, LSU-rRNA)
Cellular component (GO): 90S preribosome; nucleolus
Source: RefSeq, a predicted model, not a curated record
UGAAACCGGAAACACUUCAUUUUACUUCCUGUGAGUAACGCAAAGGAAAUACAUAAACACACGUGGGGGAAUGAGGCUCCGUCCAAUUCGACUCUAAUUAUUGUUCCACAUCAGGAUCCUUAAAAAAUACAGAACAGAACAUGGGAGACAAAAAAAAGAUGAUGGUGGCGAGCAGCGAUGAUGAAGACUCUGAUGUGGAGAAGAACUUUGCCCUCCUCACUAGCAGGGAGGGAGAGAGUGGAAGGAUUGAGGAUGGCGACCAUAGUGCUGAGGAAGAGGAGGAAGACCAUGAUGAAGAGGAUGGAGACUUGGAGGAAUCAGAGAGUGGAGAAGAAGAAGAGGAGGAUGGAGUGGACGAAGGUGGAGUUAGUAAAUCUUUAGAGGAGGACUUGAGUGAUGACGAUGAAAACAGUGAUGAAGAUGAUGAUGAAGAUUGUGAUGAGGGUGGCAGCAGUCAGAUCCAGACAAAAGAAGACCUCAGAAAGGAAAUGUCCACCAUGUCCUUUGAGGAGAUCUUGAAGCUUCAGAACAAAGUGGGAACCAAAGUUUUCAACGAGGUGGCCUUCGACAGCAGCAGGAGUCCGAGGAGCAGCAAGAAGAAACGUCUGAACAAGAACAGGCCCAUGGAGAUCUCAGCCAAGAAGCCGGCGCCGUUCCUGCGACAGGUCGUCCCGAUCAAGAAACCAGUGGUCAGAGAUCCGCGAUUCGAUGACCUGUCAGGAGAAUACAAACCGGAAAUUUACGAGCAAACGUACAAGUUCAUCAGUGACAUCAAACAGAGAGAGAAGGAGAUCAUCCAGAAGAAGCUGAAGAAGACGAAGAGGAACGGCCAGAAGGAGAAGCUGCAGUUCCUGCUCAAGAGGCUGGAGAACCAGGAGCGAGCAAGAGAGACCCGAGAGAAGCAGAGAGAGAGGGAGCUGCAGUUCAAGAGGGAGCAGAGGGCGCGAGCCGACCAGGGCGCCCGCCCGUUCUUCCUCAAGAAAUCGGACAAGAAGAAGCUGCAGCUGGCCGAAAAGUACCAGGAUUUAAAGAAGAGCGGCAAACUGGAGAAGUUUUUGAGCAAGAAGAGGAAAAGAAACGCUGGGAAAGACCGCAGGAAGCUCCCCAAAGACCUGCAGGGAAAGACGGCCUCCUGAAGCUCCGCCCACAAAACCAGAGGAGGAAGUUUCAGGGAAACGGAGGAAGAGGAGCAUCCUUUCCUCCAUCACGGCAGACGGACUCCUGGAUCCCUCAGCCUCAUGGUGGCGCUGUCGGUUCACGUCUCAGCUGCAGUUUCCUCCAGUUCAUCACUUUUCUAAACAGAAACUCUUUUAUUUUGAACAGAUUUAGAGUCUAAAACACAUGAAGCAAAUAGUGUGAAAGUUGUAAAUAUUAGACAUGGAUUGUUCAGUUUAUUAUAUGUUUUUGCACAAAUUAACAACAAAGAAAUCCAUAAAUAAUAAAGAUCAACAGUUUCAGUGAUUUUAAA